AUGGGGGAUCGGUAUAUAUCUCAAAUUUCGGCCGCCGCCUCUGAGCUCACCUUGGGUCAAGGCCAUACCUUGACGAUGGCUUCACACCAAGAUGAGGUACUCGGCAAGAUAUUGGCGAUCGAGAAAUCUCUGGGCAAGAUAUCGGAGAUGGAGAAAACUCUGGGCCAACUGUUGGAUUGGUUUAAAUCAAUAACGCAGGAGCUUCGGUUACUACGCCCCGGUCCACCCAUAACAACGAGGCCGCUACCUUGCACGGUGAUUGAAAACUACAAUCCCAACCAAGAGGAGGCCUAUGUUCUUUACCCAAGGUUACAGGAGCAGCCAAAACAAGAAGAAAUAACCGCCAGGAAGCUGGAGAUAGAAGCCAUGCAGCAUGAUGAAGCCACUGAUGUCCCAAUCAGUUAUUAUUAG
Prunus armeniaca (apricot) is the source of this 411-nucleotide messenger RNA. NCBI's taxonomy places the organism in Eukaryota, Viridiplantae, Streptophyta, Magnoliopsida, Rosales, Rosaceae. The record is from the annotation of a GenBank genome assembly.